CCAGAGAGUAUCAGACUAGCCUCACCCUCCCUCUCAUUCUCUUUAAUUAGCUUAAUUAACAGCAGAAGCAAAUCCGACAGCAAAGCAAGGAACAAAAAUGGGGAGAAGAAAGAAGGAGAAGAAGAUUAACCCAAAUGCCCUUUACAGGAUGAAGCCAUGUACAGACCUUCCAAAGGAAAUAGACAUCUUAAUCAAAUAUCCUUACCAGUACAAGCUAAGAGACUCUACUAUCAAAUAUGGCAGCGUCUCUAAAACAUGGAAACUGCCGAGAAAAUGUAGCCCGGCCAAGCAAUCUCCACUGCUCGUUCUUUCCAAUUAUGCAAACACGACCACUUAUCACAGCUUUAGCGAGCGAUGGUGCUCAUGGUGGUCCGAGUUUGGAACUUGGGAUUCGGAUUCCGACGGAAACUACUUGAAUAAUUACGUGGGUUCUCCUCAUGGAAAGCUGAUAAUGAGAGGAGGCAAGUCGCCUUGCGAAUACCUCCUUUUAAUUGAUUUUGAAUUCAACCACAACCAAGCCUUUCGUUCCAUUGGACUCUCCUUUCCAUGGCGUUCUUCAGCUGGUUUCUGCUUCAAAAAAGUCUCCACUGAUACUACAACCAACUGUUUUUCAAUGGUUCUGACCAGUGGUUCUCAUCCAAACUUUAUUUUUUAUAAAUUGAGAGAUGGGAAAUGGAUCGGUGAGGAAUGCACACUCUUCGACCCAAAUUCCAGUGAGCCAUGUACUAUACAGUUUACAAACACCAUUGUAUUUGAAGGGAAGUUUUACCUCUUAAGUUUGCAGGGAACUUUAGCAGUGAUCGAUGCUAACUCUAAUCCUAGAGUGAAAAUACUGGGUUCAACAAGAGCCAUUCCUUCUACCUGCUCAAAGGGCUUCAGGGAAAUUCUUAUUGAAUCUGGUGGGGAGAUCCUGCUGGUUUUUCUCAUCUCUAGGAAAUCAACCAACAUUGUAGAUGAUGUGGAAGUUUUCAAGCUUGAUCUUGCUAAGCCUUCCUGGAUUAAGAUGGAAAAUCUAGGAGGCAGAACUCUGUUUGUGGGAUUCACUUGUUGCAUAUCGGUCUCUGCAAGUGAAUUGGGAUGCAGAGGCAAUUGCAUCUAUUUUAUCCAAAGAGGUCUCCCUGGUUGGUGGGUCUUCCAUAUGGAAACUGGUGGCAUCUCUCCAGCUGGUUGGAAUGCUGAUUCUGAUUCUAAUUAAAAGUCCCUGGAUUUUGAAAUUGAUUACACCAAGUUUGAUAUUAGGUGGACUGGAAAGAGGAGGUAUUAGUGUAAUAGAUGAAAGCCAUUUUCUGUAUCUAGAUCUGAGAGAAAUGUACUUCUGGUGUGUUUGUUUGUCUUCUUGUAUUCUCUAUAUGAUUUAAGGUUUAAACUAAUUUGUUCUGACUUGA
Nelumbo nucifera (sacred lotus) is the source of this 1385-nucleotide messenger RNA. NCBI's taxonomy places the organism in Eukaryota, Viridiplantae, Streptophyta, Magnoliopsida, Proteales, Nelumbonaceae. The record is from RefSeq and is a predicted model, not a curated record.